Molecule: messenger RNA, 1413 nt
Organism: Tilletiaria anomala UBC 951
Lineage: Eukaryota; Fungi; Basidiomycota; Exobasidiomycetes; Georgefischeriales; Tilletiariaceae
Exons: 1
Coding region: 1-1413 (470 amino acids)
Source: RefSeq, a predicted model, not a curated record
AUGACUGCGCCACCACCGCCAGCUCUCGUCCCUCCCCUGCCGUACAUGCCGCCCGCCGAUUCGUUCGCCGCCGACACUUCGGGCACAGCAGCCGGUACACAGCAGCAGGCCCAAGGCGAGUCUUCGACAUCAGCUUUGGCGUCAUCGUCUUCGCCGCCUCUCUCAGGCAGCUUUGCCGCUGCGGCGGCAUCCACUGCCCAUCGCGCCGCGGCAUCCGCAGGCGAUGUCGCGCUGGACGGAAUGCUGGAUCGCGAUGAUGAUCCGCUGAUCAACGAGCUCGGUGCUACGGGCGCCGGAAAAGGCAAGGGCCCGGGCCGGCCGCCGCGGCAGCCGCGCAAAAAGGGCGAGCCAGGGCACACAGUCGACGAUGCGCUCAAGGACUACGUCGCGUCACAGGUACUCGCGGGCCACCUGACGAUUGCGCAAGCGUGCAACGGGCGCAUCUCACGCGCGACGUUGUAUCGCGCGCUUAAGGACAAGCGCGAGCUCGGCCACGUCAAGCCGCGGCGCAAGAGCACGGGCCGCAGACCCAAAGCGACGGACGCGGCACGCGCGUACGUCGCAGAGCUCUUCCGUCAGCGCCCGAGCAUUUACGCCAAAGAGGUCCGCGAGCUGCUUGAAGCAAAGCACGGCCUCCACGUUAGCGAAAGCGCCAUCUAUCGCUGGGCGCAGGGCGCAGGCAUCAAGAUGAAGCCUCGCUCAACCAAGGCAAAGCAGCGCGAGGCAGAGGCACAACAGCUGCAGCAUGCGGUCGGCAGCAGCACCAGUCCCAGCACCAGUAGUACCAGUGGCGGCCACGGACAUCACCCGCACGUACAUCACCCGCACACGCAUCACCCGCACGCGCAUCACCAGCACUCGCAUCCGUAUCCGCAUUCACAACAGGCGAUGCAACAUGCGCUCAGCGCGCCAUUCAGCAGUGGUGGUGACAGUGGCAGCGGCAGCGCAGGAGCAGCGGCCGGAACUGCGGGCGCCACGUCGAACAUUGCAGCCGCUGCGGCUGCAGCAAUAACGGGCUCAAUCGGCGGGCAAGCAUGGCCCCCAAGUGCGUCCGCGCACGAUCAGCAACACGACUUCUAUCCGCCGCCGCCGCAGCAGCACCAGCACCGGUACUCGCACGCGCCGGUUCCGUAUGGUCUAGCCAACGGCAACGGCGGAAAAGAUGGAAACGCGCCUGCCACGCUGACCUCAGGGCCAGGAGCAAGCGCGAAUGCUGCAAUGGAUGGCAUACCUGCUCCUCCACCUAUAGCGCUACAGCAUGCGAUGUACGACCAGCAUCAGCAGCCGGGGAGACGCGCGUACGCGCAACAACAACAGCAGCAGCAGCAAAGCACACCAGGCAUUCAUCCAACGCUCGAGGCAGCCGGUGGUAAUGGUAGUGUGCGCGCAGGGAGCAGUGCCGGCAUGGGGUAG